This is a messenger RNA of Magallana angulata, 784 nucleotides long. RefSeq lists its product as uncharacterized. The transcript has 6 exons. NCBI's taxonomy places the organism in Eukaryota, Metazoa, Mollusca, Bivalvia, Ostreida, Ostreidae. Bases 77 to 700 code for a protein of 207 amino acids. The record is from RefSeq and is a predicted model, not a curated record. Gene Ontology annotation, cellular component: lysosome; extracellular region. Gene Ontology annotation, biological process: cell-matrix adhesion. Gene Ontology annotation, molecular function: calcium ion binding.
CACUAUCUCAAUCCAUAGCGUUACUCUACAGACCGGGUCAUUUGUUGUUAGUACCUCUCACCUGUAACCCGCCGCCAUGCUCUGUCUCUUGCUCCUGUUGUUGUCUGUGUUUGGUUCCUCUCAUCAGCAAUGCUGCUUUCCGUCCCAGUGGGAGGGGAUUGAGGCGGGUGUCAUGGACACUGUUCAACCAGCAGCAAAAGUUCCCAUCAGCACCAAGUUUCAAUACAUCGUCUCUGUGGACUACACCAAGCACCUGCUAGCACUGUCCGGGACUGUUGUCACCGCCGGAAAGACGUCACAAAUCAGAAUCAUCAGGGAUUUCACCUCGAAAGUACAAUACACCUUGGACAUGGACGCAAACAGCUGUACCAAGUCUUUACUUACAGAGCGGGAAGUUUCCUGUUUAGGAACAAACGGAGAUAACUCCACCCUGAUCGUCAACACGUACCUCGGAGCAGGAACUCAGAAAAUACCCAUCUCUGUGUACCAUAGUACACUGAACGGGUACCCCACUACAAUGUCUGUGUCUGAGGGAUGUAUCCCCGUUGGAGCCUCUUUCCACGGCACUGAUGAAGCCGGAAAUAACGUUAUUGGCUCUCUCGGGUUCAGUAGCAUCACCCCCGGAAUCUCAAACAACGCUGUCUUUUCUAUCCCUGCCAUGUGUAUUGCGGCCCCAAUGGCGAAUACCGUUGUUGGGUGAAACUCAGCACCAUCGUAGAUCAUCCCAAGGAUUUUUUUUGUAUUCGUAGAUAUUUCAUAUUUUUAAUUAAAUUUAUCAAAUUUA